AGGGUCUCAGGGGGCGGAGCCAGCUGACAGGAAGAUACAUCUGGACAGCUGGACAGAGACACCAGAACCAAGUAGGACAAGAACCAGGUGGAACCAGAACCAGGGGGCGGGGCCUCGGUGACCUCACCUGUCGCUCAGGUAAAAGUUUCUGCGACAACAAAAAGCCUCCAGACGCGGAAGUGACCGUUUGCAGCUGGCUGCGCUGAAACUCGGUUUGGUUCGGAAUAAGUCACGGUUUUGACCUCGGUUCCACUCGGCUCUGCUCGGUUCGGUUCGGAAGGAUCGCUGUGAGGAUGAACGUUCUACCGCUCGGCCUGCUGCUCGGCUCCGGCCUGGUGCUGGUUCUGGCUCUGGAUCCUGGACCGACUCCCUACGUGGUCCCGCUGCUGGACUCAGAACCGCGGCGCAAGGAGACCAGCCACGUCGACUGUCGGCUGCCCAUGAAGGUGGGUCCAUGUCGAGCUUCCUUUCCCAGGUUCUUCUACAACGUGACCACUCAGAGCUGCAGCAGCUUCACCUACGGCGGCUGUGAGUCCAACAGGAACAACUUCCUCACCCUGGAGGAGUGCGAGUCCUCCUGCUCAGGUGUUACAGGCUCGGUUCUUCCUGAAGAUUCCACUGCUGCUCCCAAAGCUGUUCGGAUGGCUCCAUCUAGUCCUCCAGAGUCCUCAUCCCCCCAGCAGACCGAAAUGUCUGCUGAGGAAUAUGCAGAGCACUGUGAGGCGGAGCUUCAGGUGGGUCCCUGCAGGGCGGCGUUCAGACGCUGGUACUACGACCGGGAGGCAGGGAGCUGUCAAUCAUUCACCUACGGAGGAUGCAGAGGAAACAAGAACAACUACGUUGAUGAGGAGAGCUGCAUGGUUACCUGCUCAGUCACGGUCCUGCCGUCCUCUAAGAAAGUGUCAGCUGAUGAUGACGGUGAGGCGUUGGCGACGUAUAAAGGUCACUGCCUGGUGUCUCCGGACCCCGGACCCUGCAGAGCCGCCUUCCCCAUGUUCUACUACAACCCAGACUCCGCCUCCUGUCAGUCUUUCAUCUACGGUGGUUGUCGUGGCAACGAGAACCGGUACGGCUCGGUGGAGGAGUGCAUGGACCGCUGCGGUGGAGACGGUCGCUUUGAUGGUCGAGGAAAAACCAGGAACCGCUGGACUGCAGCCUUUUUCCUCUUCGUCACGCUGACCGUCAUCUCCGCUCUGCUGCUGGCAACCCUCGUCAUCGUCACGCUAAAACGCCGCCGUCUGUUCCGCCGUCCGUCCUCCAUCAGCGAUAAGGAGGAGCUGCUGCCGGAUCAAGAUGAGCUGUCCUCUCUGGACUCCCUGACCGUCCCUGAAAGCCCCAAACCGGAGCAGAAGGCCUGAGGAGCCUCCGGGGGCCUGAGGAGCCGCCGGGGGCCCUGGGUGGGGUUCAUAUUUUAUUAACAGAUCUGAGGUUGAAGAACAACUAAACAGAAUGUCAGUUUCCCCUCAUAGAGCAGCAGAGAAGCACCGGAUCUGUCACUGAUCAAUACCUGUACUGAUCACACUCACUGAUCAAUACCUGUACUGAUCAUCACUCACUGAUCAAUACUUGUACUGAUCAUCACUCACUGAUCAAUACUUGUACUGAUCAAUACCUGUACUGAUCAUCACUCACUGAUCAGUGGUUUUAUUUGAACUAAACUCACAGAACAGUGAGAGCUCAACAUUUAUCUGACUGUUAGCUUAGCUUAGCAUAAACAACAGCUUAGGAACUAAAUCCACUCUCCAGCCUCAUACCCAUCACUCAGAGGUCCCAGACCAACACACUUACCUGUGCAGGUACGAACAGGUGAACACUGCACUCGUCUGUAUGUGAAUGCUGCACCUAUAUAUAUAUAUAUAUACCUGCACAGGUGAGCGCUACACCUGUCCGUACCUGCACAGGUGAGCGCUCCGCCUGUCCGUACCUGCACAGGUGAGCGCUCCGCCUGUCCGUACCUGCACAGGUGAGCUGUGUGUGGUUGGUCGCUGCUGUUCCACUAGCCAGGGACUACAGGAUGUUACUGAUGUUCUGGUCUGCUGCUGUUUUCUGCUGAAGGUUUUUCUGUAAAAUGAAGGUUUGUUUUUUGUUCUUCACUUGGGUGAAUUUAAGAUGUGAUCUGAUCGUUUAUGUAGCUGUGUGACUUUCCUACUUCAGGGGUGAAAUUCAAACGGUGUGUUUUAACUGAAUCUGUUAUUCUGUGUGCAGCUUCUCAGCUCAGUUUGAAGAAGAAACCCGACUUUGGUUCAGAUGCAGACAACAAACUGGAUAAAUUAUGAUAAACAUUUAAAAUAAAUCAAUAAAGUAGAAACAUUACAGUUCCCAUGAUGCACCUUUUGUGGCUCGUUGUCUCCCCCUGCAGGCUGAACUGAUGAACCUGCACUGACCACACAAUCAGAUUUUUACUGCUUUUAAAGGUUUGUUUUACGUGUCUGUUGUGUUAAAAUAAAGUUGUUUUCCUUUAAAAUGUCUGUCAUGUAUUAUAGUGAUCCUGAACUGCUGACAAUCAUCUGAUUAAAUAAAAACAACCCAUAAAACCUGAA
Acanthochromis polyacanthus (spiny chromis) is the source of this 2540-nucleotide messenger RNA. Its product is annotated as kunitz-type protease inhibitor 2-like. The coding region runs from base 294 to 1358 and encodes 354 amino acids. The transcript is spliced from 11 exons. The record is from RefSeq and is a predicted model, not a curated record. Gene Ontology annotation, molecular function: serine-type endopeptidase inhibitor activity. NCBI's taxonomy places the organism in Eukaryota, Metazoa, Chordata, Actinopteri, Pomacentridae.